GCGGGGCGCCCGCUGCCUAGCCCGGGCCCGGCACAGCCCGGCUCGGCCGUGCCCGGCUCGGCUCGGCUCGGGCCUCCCGGGGCAGCGGGGCCGCGUCGCGCAGCAUGGCCGCGGAGCUCAGCGCCGAGGAGGAGCAGGCAACCAAGCAGUUCCUGGAGGAGAUCAACAAGUGGACGGGCCAGUACAAUGUGUCCCCGCUCUCCUGGAAUGUGGCUGUCAAGUUCCUCAUGGCCCGCAAGUUCGAUGUCCUGCGGGCCAUUGAGCUCUUUCACUCCUACCGGGAGACACGGCUGAAGGAGGGCAUCGUGAAGCUGAAGCCACACGAGGAACCGCUGCGCUCGGAGCUGCUCAGCGGCAAGUUCACUAUUCUGAGUGUGCGGGACCCCUCUGGAGCCUCCAUUGCCCUCUUCACGGCCAAGCUGCAUCACCCCAGCAAGAGUGUGCAGCACGUGGUGCUCCAGGCACUCUUCUACCUGCUGGACCAAGCAGUGGAGAGUUUUGAAACCCAGAGGAACGGGCUGGUGUUCAUCUACGACAUGGCAGGCUCACAGUACACCAACUUUGAGCUGGACCUCAGCAAGAAGAUCCUCAACCUGCUGAAGGGUGCUUUCCCAGCUCGGCUCAAGAAGGUUUUCAUCGUGGGAGCACCCAUGUGGUUUCGUGUGCCCUACUCCAUCAUCAGCCUUCUGCUGAAGGAGAAGCUGCGGGAGAGGGUGCAGAUGGUGAAGAUGUCAGAGCUGAAGGAGCACCUGCCUCAGGAGUGCCUCCCCGAGUACCUGGGGGGGUCCCUCAAACUGGACCCUCUGAGCUGGAACUGCCGGUUCCUGCCCCAGCAGAACGGGCACCCUGACCCCCUGGACGAGCUCAUCCUGGUGCCACUGGUGGCCCCCAAAGAUAACGGCUCUGUCCACGUCCCUGGGCCCAAGUCCAUCACCCUCCAGGAGCUGCUGGAUCAUGUCAGCCACAAGCAGAAACGGGGCAUCUACGAAGAGUACGAAGAUAUUCGGCGCAGGAGCCCGGCCGGCACCUUCGUCUGCUCUUUGGCACCCUACAACCAGGAGAAGAACCGGUACGGGGAUGUGCCCUGCCUGGACCAGACCCGUGUCAAGCUGGCAAAGCCAUACAGCCGCCCGGAGCUGACUGACUACAUCAACGCGAGCUUCAUGGACGGCUACAAGCAGAGGAAUGCUUACAUUGGGACUCAGGGGCCUCUGGAAAACACCUACGGUGACUUCUGGCGCAUGGUGUGGGAGCAGAAUGUUCUGGUGAUUGUGAUGACAACUCGGCUGGAGGAGGGAGGAAGGAGAAAGUGUGGCCAGUACUGGCCCCUGGAGAAGGAUUUCCAAGUCUGCUUUGGGGCCCUGACCAUCACCAACCUGGGUGUGGAGAACCUCAACCAUUACAAGAAAACCAUCCUGGAGAUCCACAGCUCGGAGACCAGGGAGCGGCGGCUGGUGUCCCACUUCCAGUACCUGAGCUGGCCGGACUACGGUGUCCCCUCCUCUGCUGCCACCCUCAUUGACUUUCUAGGGGCCGUGAAGCAGCAGCAGAGGGUGGCAGUGAGUGCCCUGGGCCCUCGCUUCAAAGGUCACCCUGGUGGACCCCCGGUCGUGGUGCACUGCAGUGCUGGCAUUGGCAGGACAGGUACUUUCUGUGCCCUGGACAUCUGCCUGUCCCAGCUGCAGGAUGUGGGGACACUGAACAUCUACCAGACGGUGCUGCGCAUGCGGACCCAGCGUGCCUUCAGCAUCCAGACCCCCGAGCAGUAUUACUUCUGCUACACUGCCGUCCUCGAGCACGCCCAGCGUGAGGGCCUGCUGCUCGCCAACCACAGCCGGGCCACCCAGGAGAAGAGUUCGCUGGGACACUGAGACCUGCUGCCUCCCCACCAAACCCCCUUCCCACCCUCCUGGGGCUGCCGGAGCUGCCUCCCUGCCUGCCUGGACUCCUCGGAGCCGGUGGGGCCGUCCCAGGACUGUCGAACUGUGCCUUAUUCACACCAAACGGCAGCUGUCGCUCGCCGCGGGUGGAGGACGAAGAGGCUCUCGCUCCUCUCUGUGGUAUUUGCAGGGUUUGGUUGUUUGGGGAGGUGUUUUUUUUUUUUCCUUCUCUUUGAGUUGUUGUUUGGUUGGUUGGUUUUUAAAUUGUUUUUUUUAUAUUUCUUUUUUUUUUUUUUUAAAUUGUUGGGACCAUCUGAAAUGUAUUCGGAGAGGGGCUUUGUAAAGACCUAGGAAUUGUAUUUCCAGUCGUGCCCUGGCCUGGGGCUCGGGAAGAGGCUCCCACUUCAGUCUUACCUGCCCCCCCCCACCUGUGUCUGUAUGUACGUGUGUAUAAUACAUCCUCACUGCACCCCACCCUGGCUGGCAUAAACAUACAUAUGUACACACGCCCCUUCAGCAUCUCCUGUGGGUCCCUGCUGCCCUGCCAGCUCGCUGCUGUGAUCCCAGCAGCGGUGAGUUUGGUCCUGGCUCUGUUUUGUCCUUCCCCCUUCCUUGUUUUCCCCUUUCUUGCUCCUCAGCAGGGCAGCACUGGGACCUGGUAUCCGCGGGAUGGCGUGGGGAAGCUCAGCAGCAUCCCUCCCUUUCCUUAUCUCAUCUUCCCCAUCCUCAUCUCUGGCUGGCAGAGUGCAGCUCUGCUCUUAUGAGGAGCUGGAGGAUUUUGGUUGGCAGGGGGGGGGGAUGAGGAGCUCCCCAUGUCCCCUGCCCCCUGGGUGUCACUAGGUACGAGGUGAUGGGGACCAAGCAGCAUUCCGGGUUGCCUGGUGUUCCCCAGCCAGCAGUGGGAACCAGCAAGCCCAGCCCAGCAGCGAGGCACUGGCUGGAAAACCUCUGAGCAUAAAAAGCCCAAACCCUGGGGAGGCAGCGAGCUGACCUCAGGGGGGUUGCAGCAACCCUGGUCCCCUGUCCCCUGCCACCACUCCGGCCCCUGCCCCUCUGUGCUGCCUGGGCAGCUGGGACCUGGGCCUCCGUAAGUUUAUACUGUAAUAAGCUCUUUGAAUGUGUAUAUUCUUAUUUUUUUAUAAUCUUGGGAGGGGGAGGGAGGUGGGGUUGUUUUGGGGUUUUCUUUGUUUCCUUUUAUAUUUAACAUUAACUUGAUCCAAGCCAGAGCCAGAAGUAUUUGUAAAUGUUCCUGUUUUGCUCUUGUUCAGAGAAACAUUUUUGUUGUUACUUUUUGGGUUUCUUUGUGGUUUUUGCUUUUGGGUUGGUUUUUUUUUUGUGUGUGUGUGUUUGAGUUUUUGGUUUUUUUCCUUUUUGUAUCAACAAUAUAAAUUUAGUACC
Calypte anna (Anna's hummingbird) is the source of this 3278-nucleotide messenger RNA. RefSeq names its product protein tyrosine phosphatase non-receptor type 9 (gene PTPN9). Gene Ontology annotation, molecular function: protein tyrosine phosphatase activity. The record is from RefSeq and is a predicted model, not a curated record. Lineage: Eukaryota; Metazoa; Chordata; Aves; Apodiformes; Trochilidae. The coding region runs from base 105 to 1871 and encodes 588 amino acids. Gene Ontology annotation, biological process: protein dephosphorylation. The transcript has 13 exons.